UGCAGCGGGUAAAGUUGGGCGUUCACUUACCGUCCGCAUGACAUCAUCUCAAAAGGAAUUUCUCGCAAGUCCCCUAUAAAACCGGCUGUUAUCUCCAACGCUGGAGUCACUGAGAGCACAGCCGCUGCUAUCAAACACGGGACGUCUCGAAAACGGUACCGCCAUGUCUUCAUACGCCUCUUCAGACUCUCGCCGCGUCCGUCCCGCCGUGAGCGGCGUCAAGUUUGACACGGCGCACCGCAAGAAAGCGUCGCCGAACAUCUUCGAGAACGUCAACCAAGACGUCCUGGCGAAACUCUUCGAGAAAGCAGGAGACCUGAAGGCGGUGGAGAGAGCCAGGGCCAUCCUCGCGCUGCACCAGGAUCCUGAGGGCACCUCCAGAGCGCUCAUGGCUCUUCAGCAGGAUAAGAAGGACAGGUUUAUGCUCAUUACCGGACUGACGCGCCAGUCGCUGAAGUUUCGUUGAGGGAAGUUUUCGUUGGGAAGCUGUGCAGACGUGUGCACGGAGAAACAAACCGUGAUCACUUAUGCUGGAGUCUGGUGUUACUCAAGGCUUUGUGCUGAACUUGUGAUGGUGUACUUAGUCAUGAGUCCAGAGUCAUGCUGGCGUGCUGUGAAAAUACAGAGAGAGGAGACUCAACUGAUCCAGAGCGAGAAAGUUGAGCUUACAGACUCCAUGGAGAACAUUUGAAAUAUGGACUGAUGCCACGGGUUGUUUAUGAAUAGUGUCAGUAUCAACAGUGUAUGUAUUGCCAUUUUACAGUCUGCUUAAAAAAAUAAAAUAAAAUAGUUUUGAUAAUCUCA
Cyprinus carpio (common carp) is the source of this 804-nucleotide messenger RNA. RefSeq names its product transcriptional and immune response regulator b. Gene Ontology annotation, molecular function: Notch binding. The record is from RefSeq and is a predicted model, not a curated record. Gene Ontology annotation, cellular component: cytosol; nucleus. Gene Ontology annotation, biological process: negative regulation of Notch signaling pathway; endothelial cell activation involved in immune response. Lineage: Eukaryota; Metazoa; Chordata; Actinopteri; Cypriniformes; Cyprinidae.